This is a messenger RNA of Rhinocladiella mackenziei CBS 650.93, 1581 nucleotides long. RefSeq lists its product as uncharacterized. The record is from RefSeq and is a predicted model, not a curated record. Gene Ontology annotation, molecular function: nucleic acid binding; RNA helicase activity; ATP binding. The coding region runs from base 1 to 1581 and encodes 526 amino acids. NCBI's taxonomy places the organism in Eukaryota, Fungi, Ascomycota, Eurotiomycetes, Chaetothyriales, Herpotrichiellaceae. The transcript has a single exon.
AUGGCAACCUCGAGAACUCCUAACACCACAGAACAAGAUGCAUACUCAGAUAUUGCCAGUGGUGACUCUUUGAGCGACCAUGACUUUCCUCACCCUCCGCCGAAGCGCAGGCGCAUCUUGCAGAAGAGUGAUAAAGUAUUGUCUCAGACUCGGAUUCAUCCAUCAUCGCUUUCCAGAGUGAAAAUAGGCGCACCUCCUAUCGCAGAUGGCACAAAAUCGAUCGAUCAACCCCCAAUUCCUACUACAUCUGAUACUUUUCAGUCGUUGAACGUGUCACCAUGGCUGGUGCGCUCUCUUGCUGCAAUGGCGAUUCAAAAUCCCACCGAAAUUCAAAAAGCUUGCAUACCUGAAAUACUAAAGGGAAGAGAUUGCAUAGGAGGGUCAAGAACAGGUACUGGAAAAACCGUGGCCUUCGCAGUUCCAAUAUUACAAAAAUGGGCAGAGGAUCCUUUUGGAAUUUAUGCGGUGGUUCUAACACCAACUCGAGAACUCGCUCUGCAAAUCUACGAACAAUUCCAGGCCCUCGGUACACCACAAAACCUGAAAACGGUUCUCAUAACAGGAGGCAGCGACAUGAGGCCACAGGCAGUGGCCCUUGCGAAACGGCCUCACAUUGUUGUUGCGACUCCUGGCCGGCUUGCCGAUCACAUCCUCAGCUCUGGUAAAGAAACCACCAUCGGUCUGUCGCGAACCAAAGUGGUGGUACUGGACGAGGCUGAUCGCCUCCUUGCUCCCGGUCCAGGCUCAAUGCUCUCUGACCUCAACACCUGUCUCUCAGCCCUUCCUCCAUCUUCUGCUCGGUCGACGCUUCUCUUCACUGCCACCAUCACGCCAGAAGUUCGCGCGCUGAAGGAAUCACGUCCUCAAGAUCGUCCGCCAAUCUUCGUUUCCGAAAUCACUGACGAUUCUGACUCCUCCGUUGCACCUAGUCUCAUCCCAUCAACGCUGAUUCAGACCUAUCUCCAGGUUCCCAUGACCCACAAAGACGCUUUCCUGCAUGUCCUCCUUCAGGUGCCCUCCUUCACCAAAUCUCCUGAACCGAGCAUAAUGGUCUUUGUGAAUCGUACGACGACGGCAGACAUCUUACACCGCACACUCCUGCAACUCUCCCAUCCUGUGACCGCGUUACACUCAGAACUCCCGCAAAGCCAGAGGAAUAGAAACCUUUCCGACUUCCGAGCUCGAAAGGCUCGAAUUCUCAUUGCAACAGACGUCGCGUCUCGAGGUCUCGAUAUUCAUGAGGUGAAUUUUGUGAUCAAUUAUGAUAUACCUCGAAAUCCGACCGAUUAUGUCCACCGGGUAGGUCGUACAGCAAGAGCGGGGAAAAAAGGAACCGGCAUCACUUUUGUCGGCCAGCGGGACGUGGCUCUUAUCCUGGCCAUUGAAGAAUAUGUGGGGAGCAAGAUGUCGGAAUGGACUGAAGAAGGAGUCAACGUGGAGACCAGAGUUGUCAAAGGCAGAACACUAAAGGAUGUGGCAGAGGCGAAAAUGGAGGCUCUCAGAGAUAUUGAGGGUGGUAAGGAUGUCAACGGCUGGAGAAGGAAGAUCAAAAAGGAUAAGAAACGUGCAAGAAAUGAAUGA